GGGCGUGCUAUAACACAUUGUCAUUAACACGCUAACUUUGAAGCCAUCCGUACCACAGACAGUUAUACAAUAUAAACAGUGUAUAAAUGAUUAUAUAUUUCGGUGACUGAAAUUGGCAGGACAGUUAUCAUUCAGCUCUGACAUGGCAAUAACAGCAGACCACAUACGUGAAAAACUAACCAAGGAACUCGGGGCAGUGCACGUGGAUGUGGAGGAUACCUCUCCCAACAGAUGUGCUGCCAGCUUCAAAGUCCUGGUGGUCUCGUCUCAGUUUGAGGGUAAACCACUGUUACAGAGACACAGGAUGGUGAAUACAUGCCUUGCCGAUGAGUUGAAAGAAAUCCACGCCUUCGAACAGAAGACCCUCACACCAGAGCAGUGGGAGAAACAAAAAUCCAAAUGAUCCAAACCUAUUCCAAUCUGCUUGCCACUCAUACCAUAAAACACGUUUUUUUCUUGCAGUCAAAUACAGAAUUUAUUUAUUCAUCUUUGUAUUAACCCACAUAAAUCAAUCAUCCACUUAAACAUAAACAUUUUGAUGCUGCUGCAAUUGUUUUUUGUUUUUUAUUUUGUGAUCAAUUUGAUCAUAACCGCUGUACUGGGGAGACCUGAGGUGUUAAACUCUUGAAUUAAAUAGAAUAAAAUGAUUUGUUUGACGGUAAAAUGACAAUUUUUUUUACUCGUUUUGCAUGUAGUGUUGUAUUUUCUGUGUAUAAAAUUUAAAAACACCUAGGGGUUCAUAUAUGGGGUUCUGUGUUAAAGGUCUAAACGCAAAGGUAGAGAUUGGUUAUGUGGAUGCUCAUGGAGUAAAGUUAACCAUUUAAAUAAUACAAAUAAGAUAA
Messenger RNA from Menidia menidia (Atlantic silverside), 842 nucleotides. Lineage: Eukaryota; Metazoa; Chordata; Actinopteri; Atheriniformes; Atherinopsidae. The record is from the annotation of a GenBank genome assembly.